Varanus komodoensis (Komodo dragon) is the source of this 495-nucleotide messenger RNA. It is a transcript of the gene FAM237B, whose product is annotated as family with sequence similarity 237 member B. Lineage: Eukaryota; Metazoa; Chordata; Lepidosauria; Squamata; Varanidae. Bases 1 to 495 code for a protein of 164 amino acids. The record is from RefSeq and is a predicted model, not a curated record. The transcript is spliced from 2 exons.
AUGGAAUUCACAUGCAGAAGACGUUGGUACCUUCAACUGGGGUGUCUCUUGAUGGUGAAUUUCGUUUAUGGCACCUUAGAAUAUCAAAUAGAAGCCCCUGCCAGCCUAGGAGAGAUUGAUAAUCAGUGCUGGGAAAUCUCUUCUCAUAAGCUGGUACAAAUGAAGAAACUUAGGGUAGCAGGCACAGUUAUUGCUCUCUGGGAAUUCAUGAUGUUUUUAAAAGAGUCAUCUAAACCCAAGCAUAAUGAUGUCUUCAAUGAUUUGGCUCAGAACUUCUGGGACAUGUACAUAGACUGUGUGCUCUCAAGAUCUCAUGGAAUGGGCAGGAGACAGUUAGUAUCUCCAGAGAAUACUAUUACACAUACACAGAAAAUCUCAGAAGUGGACGAGAUGUCGUCGGAAUCGAUUCAGCAGUUAGACUUAUCGGAUGUGCCACGCCGUCAGCUUCAAAGAAGUCAAGUCCGGGUGUCAGAUCGCUUCGUUGUGCUAUGUUAA